This is a messenger RNA of Megalops cyprinoides (Indo-Pacific tarpon), 907 nucleotides long. RefSeq lists its product as uncharacterized. Bases 230 to 907 code for a protein of 225 amino acids. The record is from RefSeq and is a predicted model, not a curated record. NCBI's taxonomy places the organism in Eukaryota, Metazoa, Chordata, Actinopteri, Elopiformes, Megalopidae. The transcript is spliced from 4 exons.
CAUCUGCUAAAUGAAUGUAAUGUAAUGUAAUGUAAUGUAAUGUAAGGUGAGUUGUCAAUGUCCUGACAAAGAACUCCAGGCAUCAGCAUAUUAUCUAUUUUAUGGCUUUGUGUGUAAAUAACAGUAUUUGGAAGCAGUAGGAUGAUGUGCAGACUCUACAGCUUCUUUAUUCUUGGUGAAGCGUGCCCCAAACAUGUGAUAAGAGAGUGAAGCACCUAAACACAGCUGCAUGCCUCAGUCUUUCUUCAGUGUUAAAGAGCUGCAGGGUGAAUCUCAUCUUCAUCAGAGACUCACCAGUGAUCAUAAAGGAAGGAGAAAUACAUCAACAAACAGAAACUGUGAGCCCGAAUUCUCAGCAAUGGCACAACCCCAGCAUGAUGAAAUCCACAUGGAGGAAGAAGAUACAGAAACACAACUGGCUGUGGACAGGAAUCGGACAGACAGAGUAGUGACAGUCAUGGGAAGGAUGGGAUUGGGACUGGUGCUGGGAGCAGCUGGAGGGUAUCCUCUUGGCACCUCAAUGUCAGCAACAGAGGAGGCAAUAGAAUCCUUGAUGACAAACACACUGAUCACAAACAAAACAGAACUGGCAGAAAUGGACGAUAUGGCAGUGUUGGUUAAAUUGGUUGGGUUUCACACAGGGAUUAUUUUAGGAUUGGCAUCAUCAGUCAUUGGAAUAGCUUUUGGAAAAGCAGCAGUGUCUGCAGUACUGAGGAUGAAGGGACCUGAGUCGGGGCCCAAAGCUCUGGCAGCAGCUGGACCAGUAGCGCUGCUGGGAGUGACAGCAACCGGAGCUGCAAUGGGAGCCGUCACAGAGAAAAUAGCCUCAGCAAUAAGACUUAAACUGGACGUGAGGUCUUCUCUGUCUGCUCUGUCAUCUGUCAUCAUAAUGCCUGACACUCACUGA